AUGGCAUCCGGAAAAGCAGCCAGAGUCCAGCUCAGCGACGACGAGGUCGACGACAUCCUCUACCUGGCCCGCACAAACGAGAGCGCCGAGCUUCAAGAGUACCUUGGUCAAUUGUCACAACAACACAGCUGCAGCAUUGCUGCUCUGCUCGAGAGCAGUGUCGACGAAGACAACGGCAACACACCUUUCCAUUACUGCGCUGCAAACGGCUAUGCUGACCUUCUCAAAACACUGGCAUCACAACUCGAGCCCUCGACAAAAACCGAAGUUUUGAGCCGCAAGAACGAGGCCGGCAACACAGCAUUGCACUGGGCAUCCGUAAAUGGUCACGUUGAGGCCGUCAAGGUCCUCAUCGACAGUGGUGUAGACGUCUGGGUCAAGAACGCUGCUGGACACCUUCCAGUCUUCGAGGCCGAGCGCGCAGAGAAGGACGAGGUUGUUGCAACAUUGUUGAUUGCCGGAGGAAAGGAAGACGAGGAAAAGUCAAGAGCACAAGAGGGUGAAGCUACCGAGGAAGACAAGGCUGACGUCGAGGGUGUGACCAGUCAGAUGGGCGAGUCAAGCCUGGAGAAGUGA
Molecule: messenger RNA, 576 nt
Organism: Aureobasidium melanogenum CBS 110374
Lineage: Eukaryota; Fungi; Ascomycota; Dothideomycetes; Dothideales; Saccotheciaceae
Product: ankyrin
Exons: 2
Coding region: 1-576 (191 amino acids)
Molecular function (GO): protein binding
Source: RefSeq, a predicted model, not a curated record